GCGCGGCUUCUUCCGCGUCCUCUCGGGCGCCCGGUCGCCUGCUCCGCCAGGCCCGGGCUGGCGGCCGGCGGGGGUCGCAGCGGCGGCGGCGGCAGUGGCGGAGGCGCUGGCGACUCAGGCUCAGGUUCGGAGCGUGGAGACAAGAUGGCGGCGGCGCUCCGGAGCCUGGCCUCCUCCUCCUCCUCCUCGCCGCUCUCCGCCCCACCGCUUGCUGCCUCCUCCUCCAUCGUCUCCUCCUCCUCCUCGUGCAGCAGCACCAGCGAGCGCCGCGGCUCCGGGCCGCUCUCCUGGAGCUCGGGAGGGGGUUAGAUCGGGCCUUGGGCGAGCAGGCGACGAGGCCGAAGCUGGGGCCCGGGCGGGGACGACGACGGCGGCGGCGGCGACGCCGGGUGGGGAUGGGGUCGCAGACGCUGCAGAUCCUCCGGCAGGGGGUGUGGGCCGCGCUUAGCGGCGGCUGGUACUACGACCCGCACCAGGCCACCUUCGUGAACGCGCUCCACCUCUACCUGUGGCUCUUUCUGCUCGGCCUGCCCUUCACGCUUUACAUGGCCCUUCCUUCUUCGAUGAUUAUAGUAGCAGUUUAUUGUCCCGUGGUAGCUGCUGUUUUCAUUGUUCUGAAGAUGGUCAACUACCGACUACACAGAGCACUUGACGCUGGAGAAGUUGUAGAUAGGCGCACAAAUGAGUUCCCAGACCAGCGAGCCAAAGCCGAACAAGGCAACUGUUCAACAAGGAGGACAGACAGCAAUGGUCCAAGUGAUCCUGGUGGAGGGAUUGAGAUGUCAGAAUUCAUUCGAGAGGCCACACCUCCAGUUGGUUGCAGUUCAAGAAAUUCUUAUGCUGGUCUGGACCCAAGCAACCAGAUUGGAUCCGGAUCCUCUCGACUUGGAACAGCAGCAACUAUUAAAGGAGACACAGACACUGCUAAGACUUCUGAUGACAUAAGCUUAAGUCUGGGCCAGAGCUCCAGUCUCUGUAAAGAAGGAAGUGAAGAACAAGAUUUGGCGACUGAUCGCAAGCUCUUCCGCCUGGUCUCCAAUGACUCCUUCAUCUCUAUCCAGCCUUCCUUGUCCUCUUGUGGACAGGACUUACCAAGGGACUUCAGUGACAAAGUGAGCCUGCCAAGUCAUAGCCAGCACCACCAUGUCGAUCAGUCCCUGUCCAGUGCCUGUGACACAGAAGUGGCUUCUCUCGUACCUUUACAUUCACACUCUUACAGGAAAGAGCACCGGCCACGAGGAGUGCCACGGACUUCCAGUUCUGCUGUGGCUUUUCCUGAUGCCUCUCUGAAUGACUUUCCUCUUUACCAGCAGAGACGGGGAUUAGACCCAGUCAGUGAGUUAGACUCUUCUAAGCCCCACUCUGGGUCUAGAGAGUCCUUAGUGGAAAAGCCCUGCCCACCUGCAGAAUCUCAGCCUGCUGGUGCCCUGAGGAAAAGUAAUUCUCAGCCCCCCACAAAGUGUGGGAAGAGCAGAGCGCUGAAUGCUGACAAAAGUGUGGACAGCCUGAGGAGCCUGAGCACACGGAGUAGCGGGUCCACCGAGAGCUACUGCAGCGGGACCGACAGGGACACCAACAGUACUCUGAGCAGCUAUAAAAGUGAGCAGACCAGCUCCACUCACAUCGAGAGCAUCGUGUCUGAGCACGAGGAGUCUCCCAAAGUGGGAAAGAGGAAUGCCAGAAAGAAGGGCUGUGCUGACUCAGCAGAAGAGAGGCGCCAUGGUGCUGGUGACCAAAGGACUAGCAGUGACAAGACUGCCCCAGAGGGGAGUGAAUCUGGUGGGCCUCCUGAGGACCCAGAUGCUCAGGCAUCCGGGGAGGUACCUGACCAGGUUGCUCCUAGCAGCUCUGCUUCAGAAGAUGCCAAUAAAAACCCCCAUGCACAUGAGUUUACUGUCGCUGGGGACAGGCCAUCCGAGCAGAGUGCAGAGAGCAAAGAGGAGCAGAGCGAGAAGCCCAGCAUUUCCACAGACCCCAGAGUUUGUAGAGACAGUGGUGGGAAGCAGAAGGAAGGUGAUGUCCGACCCAAAUCCUCCAGUGUAAUCCACCGGACAACCUCUGCCCACAAGCCAGGCAGAAGGCGCGCAGGAAAGAAACGGGCCAGCAGCUUUGACUCCAGUCGCCAUCGGGACUAUGUUUCCUUCCGAGGAGUCUCUGGCAGCAAGCCUCACAGUGCUGUGUUUUGUCACGACGAGGACUCUAGUGAUCAAAGUGACUUGAGCAGAGCACCAAGUGUGCAUUCUGCUCACCAAUUCAGCAGCGAUAGCUCUUCCAGCGCCACCUCCCAUUCGUGCCAGUCUCCUGAGGGCAAAUACAGUGCCCUCAAGACCAAACAUGGCCAUAAGGACCGGGGCACAGACUCGGACCACACACACAGAGCUCAUGCAGGUCCUGAGGGAACCGCCAAAAAGAGGGCCACUCGAAGGACUUCCAGCACAAAUAGUGCCAAGACACGGGCUCGGGUGCUGAGCUUGGAUAGUGGCACUGUGGCCUGUCUGAAUGACACAAACAGGCUGCUGGCACCUGAAAGCAUAAAGCCCUUAACCACUUCAAAGUCUGAUCUUGAGGCCAAAGAGGGAGAGGUGCUAGAUGAGCUGUCUUUGCUGGGCCGGGCUUCCCAGUUAGAGACAGUCACUCGGUCUAGGAAUAGUCUGCCAAGCCAGGCUGCCUUUCCUGAAGGGGAAGAACAAGAUGCAGUCCCUGGAGCAGCACAGGCCAGCGAGGAGGCAGUGGCCUUUCGCCGUGAACGCAGCACAUUUAGGCGCCAGGCAGUACGGCGCCGGCACAAUGCAGGGAGUAACCCUACCCCUCCCACCUUGCUCAUCGGAUCGCCCCUAAGCCUUCAAGAUGGUCAGCAAGGCCAGCAGUCCACAGCCCAGGUCAAAGUCCAGUCCCGCCCCCCAUCCCAGGCUGCAGUGCUCAGUGCUAGUGCCUCCUUGCUGGUGAGAAAAGGGAGUGUCCACUUAGAAGCCUCACAUGACCAUGCAUCUGCUGUAGGCGGCAGCAGUUUGCACGAUGAACUUGGUAAGUUCUCAUCUACGCUCUACGAGACUGGUGGCUGUGACAUGUCACUUGUGAAUUUCGAACCAGCAGCAAGAAGAGCAUCCAAUAUCUGUGACACGGAUUCUCAUGUAUCAAGUUCUACCUCAGUUCGAUUUUAUCCACAUGAUGUGUUUUCUCUCCCACAGAUUCGGUUGAACAGGCUGUUGACCAUUGACACAGAUCUGUUGGAGCAACAGGACAUUGAUCUAAGCCCUGACUUGGCAGCCACUUAUGGCCCCACUGAAGAAGCUGCCCAAAAAGUUAAACACUAUUACCGCUUUUGGAUCCUACCCCAGCUGUGGAUUGGUAUUAACUUUGACAGACUCACACUUUUGGCGCUGUUUGAUAGAAACCGUGAGAUCCUGGAGAAUGUAUUAGCUGUCGUCCUGGCUAUUCUUGUGGCUUUUUUGGGAUCCAUUCUUCUCAUCCAAGGCUUCUUCAGAGACAUCUGGGUGUUCCAGUUCUGCCUGGUGAUAGCUAGCUGCCAGUACUCACUGCUCAAGAGUGUCCAACCAGAUUCUUCCUCUCCCAGACAUGGUCAUAAUCGUAUCAUUGCCUACAGUAGGCCAGUUUACUUCUGUUUAUGUUGUGGUCUUAUUUGGCUCUUGGAUUAUGGCAGUAGAAACCUAACUACAAGCAAGUUCAAAUUAUAUGGAAUAACUUUCACCAAUCCACUGGUGCUUCUAUCAGCCAGGGAUUUGGUUAUCGUGUUUACACUCUGUUUCCCAAUAGUAUUUUUCAUUGGUCUCCUGCCUCAGGUGAACACGUUUGUAAUGUACCUUUGUGAACAAUUGGAUAUCCAUAUCUUUGGUGGGAAUGCCACCACCAGCCUGCUAGCAGCGCUGUACAGUUUCCUCUGCAGCAUUGUGGCCGUCGCCUUGCUGUAUGGGCUGUGCUAUGGAGCUUUAAAGGAUUCAUGGGAUGGCCAGCACAUUCCAGUGCUUUUUUCUGUUUUUUGUGGUUUGUUAGUGGCCGUGUCCUAUCAUCUCAGCCGACAAAGCAGUGAUCCCUCUGUACUCUUCUCUUUGAUGCAAUCCAAGAUUUUUCCAAAAACUGAAGAGAAAAACCCAGAAGACCCUCUAUCCGAAGUAAAAGACCCACUGCCGGAAAAGCUUAGCAAUUCUGUUAGUGAGCGUUUGCAGUCCGACCUGGUGGUGUGUGUCGUUAUUGGCGUGCUGUAUUUUGCUAUCCAUGUAAGCACAGUGUUCACAGCACUGCAGCCUGCUCUCAAGUAUGUGCUCUAUGCACUGGUCGGCUUUGUGGGCUUUGUCACCCAUUACGUGUUGCCCCAAGUAAGGAAACAGCUGCCGUGGCACUGCUUCUCCCGCCCUCUGCUGAAGACAGCCGAGCACAAUCAGUAUGAAGUUCGAAGUGCAGCCACUAUGAUGUGGUUUGAAAAGCUCCACGUGUGGCUGCUUUUCGUGGAGAAGAAUGUCAUCUAUCCAUUGAUUGUCCUCAAUGAGCUUAGCAGCAGUGCAGAGACGAUUGCCAGCCCAAAGAAACUGGAUGCAGAGUUGGGAGCUUUGAUGAUCACCAUCGCUGGCCUGAAGCUGCUGCGGUCCUCCUUCAGCAGCCCCACAUACCAGUACAUCACGGUCAUCUUUACUGUGCUCUUUUUCAAGUUUGACUAUGAAGCCUUCUCAGAGACAAUGCUGCUGGACCUCUUCUUUAUGUCCAUCCUGUUCAGCAAGCUUUGGGAGCUCCUCUAUAAACUGCAGUUCGUCUACACCUAUGUCGCACCCUGGCAGAUCACGUGGGGCUCUGCAUUCCAUGCUUUCGCCCAGCCCUUUGCGGUGCCCCACUCGGCUAUGCUGUUUGUUCAGGCAGUGGUGUCGGCCUUCUUCUCCACGCCGCUAAACCCCUUCCUCGGUAGCGCCAUCUUCAUCACCUCCUAUGUUAGGCCUGUGAAGUUCUGGGAGCGAGACUACAACACAAAACGUGUGGACCAUUCAAAUACCAGAUUGGCUUCUCAGCUUGAUAGAAAUCCAGGGUCAGAUGACAACAAUCUGAAUUCCAUCUUCUACGAACAUCUAACCAGAUCCCUGCAGCACAGUCUUUGUGGGGAUUUGCUGUUAGGAAGGUGGGGAAACUAUAGUACCGGGGACUGUUUCAUCCUUGCCUCUGACUAUCUCAAUGCAUUAGUACACCUGAUAGAGAUAGGCAACGGCCUGGUCACUUUCCAGCUGCGGGGGCUUGAGUUCAGAGGUACCUAUUGUCAACAGCGAGAAGUGGAAGCCAUCACAGAAGGUGUGGAAGAAGAUGAAGGAUUUUGCUGCUGUGAGCCUGGCCAUGUUCCUCAUGUGCUGUCCUUCAAUGCUGCAUUUGGCCAGCGCUGGCUGGCUUGGGAAGUGGUUGUCACUAAGUAUAUUCUGGAGGGCUACAGCAUCACCGACAACAGUGCUGCUUCCAUGCUUCAAGUCUUUGAUCUCCGCAGAGUACUUACCACCUACUAUGUCAAGGGGAUCAUUUAUUAUGUCACAGCCUCCUCUAAGUUAGAGGAGUGGCUUGCGAAUGAGACAAUGCAGGAAGGACUGCGUCUGUGUGCAGACCGGAACUAUGUUGACGUGGACCCGACUUUUAACCCAAACAUUGACGAAGACUAUGACCAUCGUCUGGCAGGCAUCUCUCGGGAGAGUUUCUGUGUGAUUUACCUCAACUGGAUAGAGUACUGCUCUUCCCGGAGAGCAAAGCCUCUAGAUGUGGACAGAGACUCUUCCCUGGUGACUCUUUGUUAUGGACUCUGCGUUCUGGGCCGGAGGGCUUUGGGAACGGCCUCCCACCAUAUGUCCAGUAACCUGGAGUCCUUUCUCUAUGGAUUGCAUGCCCUGUUUAAAGGGGACUUCAGGAUUUCUUCAGUCCGAGAUGAGUGGAUUUUUGCUGACAUGGAACUGUUGAGAAAAGUUGUAGUACCUGGAAUCCGUAUGUCCAUUAAACUCCAUCAGGACCAUUUCACUUCUCCAGACGAGUAUGACGACCCCACUGUGCUCUAUGAAGCCAUCGUGUCUCAUGAAAAGAACCUAGUGAUAGCCCACGAAGGGGACCCAGCAUGGCGGAGUGCAGUGCUCGCCAACUCCCCCUCCUUGCUGGCUCUGCGGCAUGUCAUGGACGACGGCACCAAUGAGUACAAGAUCAUUAUGCUCAACCGACGCCACCUGAGCUUCAGGGUCAUCAAGGUGAAUAAGGAGUGUGUCCGAGGUCUCUGGGCAGGGCAGCAGCAGGAGCUGGUUUUUCUCCGGAACCGGAACCCCGAGAGAGGCAGCAUCCAGAAUGCAAAGCAGGCGCUGCGGAACAUGAUAAACUCAUCUUGUGAUCAGCCUAUUGGCUACCCGAUCUUUGUGUCACCCUUGACAACGUCUUACUCUGACAGCCACGACCAGCUCAAAGAAAUCCUUGGGGGACCAAUCAGCUUGGGAAAUAUCCGGAACUUCAUAGUGUCCACUUGGCACAGGUUAAGGAAAGGUUGUGGAGCUGGCUGUAACAGUGGUGGCAAUAUUGAAGAUUCUGACACUGGAGGUGGCACUUCCUGUCCUGGUACCAACGCAGCCACAGUCAGUGAUCCCCACAGCACCGGGUCCCAAGGAAGCACUGGAAACCAGGGACAGGGACAGGCAGCAGGAUCGGGGCUGCACCCACCCACCACAGCGUAUCCUCCAACACUAGGCACUAGCCACAGCGCCCACUCGGUCCAGUCCAGUCUGGUCAGACAGUCCCCAGCGCGAGCCUCCAUGGCCAGCCAGUCAUCCUACUGCUACAGCAGCCGGCACUCGUCCCUCCGCAUGUCCACCACGGGGUUCGUGCCCUGUCGGCGCUCCUCCACCAGCCAAAUAUCUCUUCGAAACUUGCCGUCGUCCAUCCAGUCCCGCCUCUCCAUGGUGAACCAGAUGGAAGGCAGCAGCCAGGGCGGCACGGUCUGUGUGCAGCACGGCCUGCCCUCCUCCAGCAGCUCGAGCCAGAGCAUCCCAGCCUGCAAGCACCACACCCUUGUGGGCUUUCUUGGGGCAGAAGGCAGCCAGAGCGGAGCCCCUGAGGCCCAGCCGGGCAGCACCUUAAGUCCUGCUAGCAGUUCCCAUGCCAGAAAGGGGGAGGUGAUUUACAGGGUCCAGAUUGUGGAUCUCAGCCAGAUUCUGGAAGGGAUUAACCUAUCAAAAAGGAAGGAGCUUCAGUGGCCUGAUGAAGGAAUUCGGUUAAAAGCGGGGAGAAACAGCUGGAAAGACUGGAGUCCUCAGGAGGGCAUGGAAGGCCACGUGAUACACCGAUGGGUGCCUUGCAGCAGAGACCCAGGUACAAGGUCCCACAUCGACAAGACAGUGCUCCUGGUCCAGAUUGACGAUAAAUACGUGACUGUGAUUGAAACUGGGGUGCUAGAACUGGGGGCGGAAGUGUGAGCCUGCGCUGCACCCCUGCGCUCCUUUCUCUGGCUGAGAAAGUUAGGUUGCCGAAGUUCACCUGCAGGGACCGCCUGCCCUUCACAGCAGAGACUUGAACAGCGGCUUGGUUAAGCGCCUCCAGCCCGACUCCUGUCGCUGUCUCCAUCCCCAAAUAAAGCUGAAAUAUUUUUUUAAGUUA
Arvicola amphibius (Eurasian water vole) is the source of this 7608-nucleotide messenger RNA. RefSeq names its product pecanex 1 (gene Pcnx1). NCBI's taxonomy places the organism in Eukaryota, Metazoa, Chordata, Mammalia, Rodentia, Cricetidae. The record is from RefSeq and is a predicted model, not a curated record. Gene Ontology annotation, cellular component: membrane. The coding region runs from base 396 to 7427 and encodes 2343 amino acids. The transcript has 36 exons.